This is a messenger RNA of Acipenser ruthenus (sterlet), 9023 nucleotides long. It is a transcript of the gene frem1b, whose product is annotated as Fras1 related extracellular matrix 1b. Gene Ontology annotation, cellular component: membrane. Bases 495 to 7142 code for a protein of 2215 amino acids. The transcript has 37 exons. Gene Ontology annotation, biological process: cell communication. NCBI's taxonomy places the organism in Eukaryota, Metazoa, Chordata, Actinopteri, Acipenseriformes, Acipenseridae. The record is from RefSeq and is a predicted model, not a curated record.
CAAACACUUACCCAGGCCUACACAUUCCUCACUGCACAAACUUUUUUUAUGUGAAUCUAAUAGCAACCAAUGACAUUUUCCUACUUUUUCCUCACUUGGAAUCUGCAUUGGGGAUCUGGGAAUUGCUUCUUGAGGGAAUAAUGAACAUCUGUGAAUUGAGGCAGAAGUAGUUUUGGACUGCUACUCCAUUGAAUUCCGGUGUUUUGAGGUUUCUCUUGUUCUCUUUUAAAGGGCUGGCAGUGGGACAAACUAAGGAGGAAUACAGCUUCCUUUUUCUUUUCUUUUUUUUAUCCAGAGGUGCUAAACUGUAAACAGUGUUGGGUGUGUGUGAUACAGGGACAUGCUGACACGGUUAAGUAUGUAUUUUCAGUAGAAUUUAAACACACACCGUGCAAAAGGACUUCCCAGAACUCCAGCUGCAGACAGUUCUUUAACUUUGACAGUUGAAAGAUGUGAACCUAUAGGAAAGGAAGCCCUGCUGGACUGUGCUCUUCAUGUUGAAUAUCUCAUACAACAUCCUGGGAAAUGAGCAUAAGAUCUUGUCCACUGAAGACCAUCUUGUAGGACGGUUGGAUGAAAGGAAGGAAUACCUUGUUUUAGUGUUACGUGGAUUACACUUUUACAAAAGUACAAAUAUGAAGACUGCUGCCAUUGCUACCAUUGCUUUACUGGUGUCAGCCUCUCUAAUAGACCUGCCCCUCACCAUGGCUGAUGGUCUUGUCCGGCUCAACACAGGAGUCCAGGUUGGCAGAGGGCAGGUGGUAUACGUGACGAACAAUGAACUUCAAUUCAAUAUCCCUAAAGAAGUAGACUCGUGCAAGGUGGAGGUUGUGCUGAAUGAGCCAAUAACGCAGAGGGUAGGGAAGCUCGGCCCUCAGGUGUUCGACUGCCAUUUCUUACCCAAUGAAGUGAAGUAUACCCACAACGGCUCCCCUAUACUGGAGGAGGACAAUGUGAUGCUGAGAAUAUACAGGUUUACAGAAUCAGAGACCUUUGUGGAGACAUUCCUCUUGAACGUGCAGGUGAAGGAACCCGAAGUCAGUUUGAUCCAAUUCGGCGUGGUGCACCUUGAAGUCCCGCAGUUCCACGGAGUGUCCAAUCCUAUGGAUGGCCGUGUGGUGUCUUUCAACACUAGCUCAGGUACCAUCUGUACAGUGAGGAUAAUGAGCUCAGAGACGCAUACCCCUGCUCACGGGCAACUAGUGACUGAGAACCCAUCCAGAUCCCAGAAGAACGAGGCAACAGCAGGCUCAAUCCUGCACAAAGGCUUAAGGAAAGCCAGACAAGCCAGGCUCCCCUGCCCCAGCAACAAAGCCUGCCAUCCUGGUGUCAAGGAGGUGCGCUUCCUCAAGGCAAAUUGUGAAGACUUCCUUCACAUGGGUCUGAAGUACCAACACCUCAGCCCUCCCUCUCCCAACGUCGACUACAUUCCCAUUCGUGUGGAAAUCAGAGACGAGAAGACACGCACUCAACUGCAGGCGGAGAAUGCCUGGAUUCCAGUUAAGAUCUGGGGGGCAAUCCAGAACCAGCAGCCCCGGGGAGCUUUCAUGUCCAUGUUUAUCCUGGAGGUGGACCAGUUCAUCCUGACCCCGCUGAGCACUGCCUCUCUGGAUGCAGAAGACGACGAGACGCCUCAGUCCAGGCUGGUCUUCAGUGUCACCAAGCCCCCGGAUGAGGGCUACAUUACCCAUCUGGAUGACCACACCAAGCCUGUGUCUUCCUUCAGCUGGCAGGACCUCUAUGAGAUGAAGAUCGCCUACCAGCCUCCGAACGGCAGCCAUAGAGGCAGGAGGAACUUUGAGGUGGAGUUUGAAGCUAUUGACGGAUUCUUUUUAAAGAGCCCCUCCAUCAUGGUUCAUUUUUCCAUCCGGACAACUGAAACCAAUGCACCACGAGUCUCCUGGAACAUGGGGAUGGAUUUGUUAGAGGGCCAGUCGAGACCGAUCACAUGGGAGAACUUCCAGAUCGUGGACAAUGACAACAUCCAUGCAGUCUACCUAGUGACAGUGGAUGGCCCACAGCACGGGCGACUCACAGUAAGAGGUGGCAAGGGUUUUAUGUUCAAAGUUCAAGACAUCAAAGAUGGUACGGUGCGCUAUCACCACUCUGACAGCGACACCACCAAAGACUACAUCAUCUUCCGCAUCUCUGACGGGAGGCACAGCAUUCGCCACAAGUUCCCCAUCAACAUCCUGCCCAAAGACGACACGCCCCCCUUCCUUAUCAACAGCGUGGCGUUUGAGCUGGAGGAGGGUGGCAGCGUGCAGGUCCAGGAGUUCAUGCUGCUGGCCUCAGACUUCGACUCCAGCGACGACUACAUCCUCUACAGACUCACCAGCCCGCCGAGAGCCGGAGAGAUUGUCAAGAAACACUCACCAGAACAUUCAGGUACCCCUGUGCUGAGCUUCCUGCAGAGAGACCUGUUUCACGGACUAAUCUACUACCACCACCUGGGGGCUGAGGUCUUCGAGGACUCCUUUGACUUCACCCUGUCCGACAGCCACGAUCCCCCCAACCUCUCACAGACCCAUACGGUGGUGAUACACAUAUCUCCUGUGAAAGACCAGCUGCCUAAGGAAGUCUCCGAUAGUGUGCGUUCUAUUGUCGUCAAGGAAACGGAGAUCGCCUACAUCACCAAGAGUCACCUGCACUUCAGGGACACUGAGUCUGCAGACACUGACCUCAUGUACUUUGUGACCAAACCCUGCUUCUCCCCAAGAUCACCUGGGGUAUAUGACGCUGGGAAACUGUUCUAUACAGACAGCAUGAGCUCCAUGAAGAAGGAUACUUCUGUCCCAGUGCUUAAGUCCUUCACUCAGCAUGCUGUAAACCACUUGAAGGUCGGCUACAUGCCCCCACAGAUGGACAUCGGGCCCGAGCCCCUCUUCGUGCAGUUUGUCUUUACCGUGACUGACCAGCAGGGCGGCGAACUCACAGGGCUGAUCUUCAACAUCACCGUCACACCUGUGGACAACCAACAACCUGAGAUUUUCACCAAUCAGAUGAAAGCAGAGGAGGGUUCUGGGUGCUUCAUCACUCCGGAGAACCUGCUGGUGAGGGACGUAGAUUCCAGGAAGGAGGAUCUGAGGGUGCAGCUGAAGAGGAGACCCCAGCACGGGGCCAUCGAGCUGCAGGGACUGGCCAUGCUGGAGGGGGACUUCUUCACAUUGCAGGACCUACAGGCGUUCAAAGUCAGGUACCAACAUGACGACUCAGAAACCCUCGAAGAUGCAGUGGUGUUCACGGCUACUGAUGGCUUCAACUCUGCAGAUGGGGUGCUUAUAGCACAGAUCAUCCCGUUAAACGAUGAGCCCCCGGAGCUGGGCGCAGGGUUGAAGUCCGGGCUGGAGUGUCCAGAGGGGGGGAAGGUGUUAAUCACAGCAGAGUACCUGUACGCCACAGACGCAGACAGCGAUGAUGCCAAGCUGACCUACAUGCUGGGCCGCACACCAACUCACGGGGCAGUGAGGAGGAGUGGAGUCACAGUGGACAGGUUCACCCAGCUGGACGUCAUUCAAGGAUUCAUCUCUUAUGAGCACACUGGGGGCGAGAUUGGGCCUAGCCCCUGCUCUGACACGGUCACUCUAAUUGUGUCAGAUGGCGAGGCUGGCACUGUGGACAGUUGUUGCCAGGACGACACCAUCCCGCCAGUGCCCCUGCACGGCUCACUUCCUGUCUAUGACCUGAAUAUUACUGUGCUGCCCAUCAACAACCAGCCUCCUUCCAUCACAGUGGGCGACAUGUUUGUGGUGGACGAGGGCUCCUCAGCUGGUCUGCUGCCUGAUUCUCUGAGCGCCUCUGAUGACGACACCUUCCCUGAGGGGCUGCACUUCCUCCUGGAGACCCCCCCACAGUACGGCUACCUGGAGAACAUCCUCCCCUCCCCCGGCUACGAGAAGAGCAACGCCGGCCUCAGCGUGGUCUCUUUCAGCACUCAGCACCUCCAGCAUGGCUACAUCCACUACGUGCAGUCCCAGCACCAGGGCCUGGAACCUACAGCUGAUCACUUCAUGGUUGCCGUUAGCGAUGGGGUCCACAAGUCCAUAGCGAGGCCUUUCUAUGUCAUCAUCAACCCCACCAAUGAUGAGAGUCCGCUGCUGCACCUUGGGAACCUCACAGUGAUGGAGGGUGGGAUGAGGGAGUUGAGCCCCUCAGUCCUGAAUGCUAUGGAUUUGGACGCCCCUCCAGACACCCUCUCUUUCUCUCUCAUUGCUCCUCCUGUCCAUGGAACUGUCCUGAAUGAGAUCUAUGGAGUCCAGAGGAGCCGCUACAAGCAGAUGGGGUUGGAGAUGCUGCGUGAGAACCUGCCCGUCCACAGAUUCACUCUGGACCAGCUUCGAGAAGGAAUGAAGCUCGUCUACAUGCAUGAUGACACGGACACCCUCCAGGACAGCUUUACCAUUCAGCUGACAGAUGGCAAACACACAGUCCAGGGGACAGUGUACAUCCACAUCAUACCAGUCAACGAUGAAAAGCCACUGCUGUUGAAGAAUGCUGGUCUGGAGGUGGACGUGGCAGAGAACAAGGUGAUCUCCAGUGUGCUGCUGGAGGCUGAAGACAAGGACACUCCCAGAGAGAGCCUCCUCUAUGUAAUUACCACCAGCCCAGCAUUCGGACAGCUCCAUUUAAAGAUGCCCUCAGGCUGGGUGCCCCUGCACCCGGGUAUGAACUUCACCCAGGAGGAGGUGGAUAUGAACCGGCUGUGGUACCUACACACCACCAUCCUGGGCUCCAAGGGCCACGACAGCUUCCGCUUCUACCUGACAGACCUGGAGAACCAGUCCCCCCCCCAGAGCUUCUACAUCUCCCUGCGCAACAUCCACAAAGGUGACAUUGUUCUUCUCACCAGACCUGUAACUCUAACCGAUGGUGACAGGGUGACCUUGACAACAGAUGUUCUCCUGGCAACAGAUGGCACUGGCAAGGCUGAGGAGCUGCUGUACGCCAUCUCAGUGCCACCUGCGCAUGGUCACAUCGAGUACAUCAAUUAUCCCGGCGUGCCCAUCGCAGGCUUCAGCCAGUUGGAUGUGGCGGCCCAGAAAGUGUGCUACUUGCACGACAACAGCCACGAGGCAAUGGCAGACUCUUUCAGCUUUGUGGUUAGCAACGGACUGACAACCAAAAACGGGUUUCUGAAGUUUGUCAUUGAGCACAUGGACCGUAUCCCACCCACGUUGCUUAGCAACAAGGGCCUGCAGCUGCUGGAAGGCGCCAUGGUGACCAUUACUUCAGAGGUUCUAGAACUCACAGACCCUGACACUGUGGUGGGCAACCUGACCUAUUCCAUUACCCAGCAGCCCCGGCAUGGGAGGCUCUUUCUGAAGGGGAAGGCCCUGCCCAUGGGCCGCUUCACCCAGACAGACGUGAACGACUUGGACCUGACCUACCAACACAAUGGAGGCCAGGCGGAAAUUGACCAGUUCACCUUCACUGCGUCUGACGGGACCAACGAAGGGUUUCUGCUGUACGGACAACUAAGAAAGGAGCCUGUAGAGUUUACUAUACAGGUGGAUCACAUUGACAAGUCCUCCCCCUGCAUUGUUACCAAGGGGAGACCUAGCACAGUGGAGGGCCUGAAGGAUGGCAGGUUUGUGAUCUACAUCACAGCACGCUCUCUCAAAGCCAUGGACCAGGACAGCAAAGACGAGGAGCUGGACUUCACAAUCCUGAGACCGCCCCAUUCCGGGUACCUGGAGAAUGCCUUCACAGGGGAAUACGUCAAGGGCCGCUUUACCCAGAGGGACUUGAAUCUGCGUUCUAUCCGCUAUGUCAUCAACCCAUCGAUCGAGGUCACUGGAGACAGCUUUGAGUUCAGAGUCUCAGACCCUGCGGGCAAUGCCAUGCUACCAGAAGUGAUGGAGUUGACGUGGUCCAGGAUUGAACUGGCAGCUCAGUGUUUCCGUGUUUGUGAGAACGUGGGUACCCUCUCCAUUCAAGUGGUCCGGAGUGGGAACAGUGAAGAUCCCUCAUACAUAGGCAUUCAGGUUCAGGAAGAUUCUGCUAAAGUGGGCAGGGACUUCACUCACAGCUCAGCCAGCUUGAUUCAGUUUGAUCCAGGUGUUUCAACAAAGAUGUGGAACAUAUUUCUGAAGGAUGACGGUUUGGAAGAGAACAAUGAAAAGUUUAAGAUACAACUAAGUGUCCCAAAAAAUGCAAUUUUGGGUCAGAAGGACAAAGCCAGUGUGGAGAUCAUAGACCCCAGAGGAGGUAGCUGUGACCCUGAGGAGCUACGUCCAGAUGGCAAUGUUGAGAUGUCUUUUAUCCCAGCGAUUGACAGGCCCUCGAACGGUGGGAGCUCAGUCUCUCAUCCAGAGAAGGGGUCCAGCUCGAAGAGGGAGGAGCCGUGGGAGCGCUAUGCUUCUCCGCUCAGGGGGGACGUCCCCCAGACUGACCACUAUCUGGACUACAGCGGGGGCGUGGUCCAAGAGGAGGUUCCCAGACCGCAGACGAGGAAACAUCUCCAAGUAGUCGGCAGCAGCAGAAGGGUUCGUCCUUCGGGGGUUGAAAGGAAAAAUGAAGAGACAGUAUGGACCUUCCACGGGAUUAUUCCACUGAGAGUGGGAGAGAAGAGAGUGGCAGUCCCAGUGCAGCCCAGCUCCUUCCAGACAGACCUGCACGUCCCACAAAGCUGGUCCUGGCAGCCCUCCUCUCUCCAUCUCAACAGGGGAGGAGAAAUUCCACAGGGGGACUCGCCACCUGUGUACAUAAGCGCACCAGCAAUCUUGAGCACAAGUGUUGAUAACUCAAGCUGCCCACCUGGCUGGACGCUCCAUGGGAAGCACUGCUACAGCCUGAGCCCUUCAUAUUUAGCCACCUGGGAGAGAGCCGAGAAGGACUGCAGACUAAUGUUCCAAAGCCACCUCGUCAGUGUUCAUUCCGAAAAAGAAAUCAAGUGGCUGUGGAAGUUUGCUGGAAAACUGCCAUUCUGGAUCGGACUGACAGACCAGGGUGAGCCUGGGAGGUGGGUGUGGAGCAACGGUAGACCUGUAUCAUUUACAAAACUGAAGCAGGGGGCGAAGUCAUCUGAAGGGGGCGCUGUCUCCAGGUGUGUCCUGAUGCAGGAUAAGAAGAGAUGGAUCUUAAGAAGCUGCAAUAUGAGGAAGGAGAGAUUUGUCUGUUCACUCCCAGCACUGAGACACUAGUGCACCAUUUUACAUCAGUUAAAUCCCUUUAAUAUCACUACUGUGAAAUGUAAAAUAAAUAGGGGGACAAAAUUAAAUGUUCUCACCGACAUAUCAUUCAUGGUGUUUCCAAUUCUUGUCUUGUUUAAGUUUGUAAUGAAAAACUGAUUUUUAAAACAUUUUGAUCUCAGCAGGUUCAUAGCAGUAUCUACUAGAGACCUUUACUAUAUGCCUCUAGUUAGAUCCCUAUGAGGGAGUUUUGCGGCCUCAAUGGGAGAAUACAUUCAAUUUGAUUAGUCUCACUUCCUACACCUGCUGACAGUUGUGUUGUGAUGCACCUGAUUAGAAUUGCCUCUGCUCACAAGAUGCAUUGAGUCUGAUGUUUUUUUUUCAGAGAAGCUCACAUAAGUGUUAAAGGUGAAACUAAUAAUCAAAUGAGUCUAACUCUCUUACCUUUGGUCUAACAUGAUAAAGUAAAAAGCCCUUGUGGGGAACUAACUGAAAGCAUUAUGUCCUUCAGUAGAUAUUGUUAUGAACCAUGCUGAACUCAAACUUUUUAAAAAUAAAUAUCCAGUACUGUGGAAAGGCUGUUCUAAGAAGGAAGAGACUCAGAGGCAGAGAAUGCAGGUUUAAGUGCUGGUGCGGACGUUUAAUAAUAAUAAUAAUAAUAAUAAUAAUAAUAAUAAUAAUAAUAAUAAUAAAUUAACAAAACACUAAACAGACAUGCACAAAAACACAUUAACAAAUAAAACAGGCUCAAGGGCCAAAACAACAGGCUAUAAACGCGGACGAAUGGCACAGCACAGAACAUGAAAAACACACACCACAUACCUUCACUAACAUUACCUCUAACACACUAACCAUUUCACCACCCAUGAUCACCUUAUUUACACACCUGUGGCUGAAGCGUUAAUUAAUCAUUCCACUCUACCACACUGCCACAAGUUCAUAAUGAAAACUGAAACAAAACAAGAAUUGGAAACCAAACCUCAUGAAUGGAACAUAAGUGACAGAAUUGUUGAACUGUGUACACCCUACUUAUUCCACCUUUAAUGCCCUCUUAUUAUCACCAUUAUGAUGUCAAUGCAGACAAGCUCCUGAUGAGAAUAUCAUUUCAGUUCAAAUCCCCCCUGGGGUUUGCAGUUAUCAGAUACACAACGGAUUUCCACUGCAUUGCUGUUUAAAGUUCAAUAUUGAGUAACAUUGUUGCAGAAUACAGUAUACAUAACACUGCUGUUUGUAUGUUUACAGCUUUUUGAUGCUUACAAAGUACAACCUAUUGGACAAGUACAAUAAAGUGGAGUAAAUGAAUAAUGUCAUGAUUCAAUAUGUAUAAUGAUACCGAUUCAUGGUCCUGAUGGGCUACUUGCAUGAUGCAGAAGAAGUUCAGUGAUCAUUUAAUGAUGAACUACUUUAUUAAAAGACAAAAAUGUAAUGAGACAGGGAGAGUAUGUAUUUACUUUAUUCUUCAUUCUUCGUACAACAAGCUAUGUUGUGUUAUUGCUCAUGUUUCACAGUAGAAACAAUACAUUCCUCUAUUUAUCAUUCGAUAUAUCAUGUAAAGAAACAAAUCGUUAAACCCAUAUUUAUAAACUCCCCAUCAAGGAAACUCACAAUCAGUCUCCUUGGACUGAUAUUCAAAUGCAGAACACUAAAUAUGAUAUACUGAUAUAUUUUGAAGGCAUAACUUAUUCUACCCUGGGGUUGUAUUGUGUUAAAUUGUCUGGUGUUCUUGUAAGAUGCCCACUGGAAGCUGGGUACACACCACCAGACUUUUAUCAGCCACUUAUCAGCCACUUUAGCCUUGCCAGAUAAAGGGCAUGAGAAGCAAGAGAAUAUGUAUUGCAGCCUCACAUAUUUAAAAGUUUUGAACAACAGGAACAUAAUCAAUACCACAAUAAC